Messenger RNA from Cucurbita maxima (winter squash), 963 nucleotides. RefSeq lists its product as uncharacterized. Lineage: Eukaryota; Viridiplantae; Streptophyta; Magnoliopsida; Cucurbitales; Cucurbitaceae. The transcript has a single exon. The record is from RefSeq and is a predicted model, not a curated record. Bases 208 to 870 code for a protein of 220 amino acids.
AACCCUAGCGUUCCUCCCCUAAUGGCUAUACCCUUUUUCUCCUUUGGCUUAGCCCAUGCUUAGAUCUUCCAUCUCAUUAUUAGUACAUAUCUAUUCCAAUCUAUGCGUUUUCACUUCUUUUUAGACACACCCACCUCACCCUUUUCGCUUCCAACUGAAUGACAACUAAAAGAUUUCCAUUUUGAUUCCCUCAAACCACCUUCACACAUGGAUUCCGGCAGCCCAAGUUUGCAAUCCUCCAGCGGCGGCGAUGAAGAUUACGACUCUCAUCAGCCUUUUCCCCCGCCGCCACCGCCGCCCCCACUUUUCUUCAACCCCAAUUCCUACCAGACCCACCUCCUCCCCUCCUCCCCUUUCUACGAUUUCCCCUCCGAUUACACUUUCAACCCUUCCAACUCCGGGACAUCUCAACCCGCCGCCGCGGAACCCACCCAAAACCAAAUCCCAAUUCGUUCAUCCGGGGUUUUACAUCCCAAAGCCACCACAAAGAAGAGAACUAGAGCCUCACGGAGAGCCCCCACCACCGUUCUCACAACCGACACUACGAAUUUCCGUGCAAUGGUGCAAGAGUUCACCGGAAUCCCUUCCCCGCCGUUUACCGCUGGUGGGUCAUCCUAUUCCCGCCGAUUUGAUCUCUUCAACUUAGUUAAAACAACCAGCUCCACACCCACUAUUCUAGAAACUUCUGGAUCGGGUCUUUACUCUUCUCGUGUGGUAAAGACACAGGCUGCUAUCAGGGCUGAUUUAGAUGCGCCCCACAAUAGAACAAGCCCACUGUUAGUGUCAGCCGUGCUGCAAAAUGAUGAAACCUGGAGAAGCAAUACCAGUGGUACCGCAGCAGGUGAAUUUCACCCGUCGUUGCUCCAAUAAUUUGCAGCCUGACAAAAGGGAUGACAAAAGGACGUGAGCAUAAAUUCUCGUGGCUUUUUUGAGCUUCUCCAAUAAAACCUCGUACCUAGAGAU